Messenger RNA from Urocitellus parryii (Arctic ground squirrel), 733 nucleotides. Its product is annotated as alpha-1-acid glycoprotein. Gene Ontology annotation, biological process: regulation of immune system process. Lineage: Eukaryota; Metazoa; Chordata; Mammalia; Rodentia; Sciuridae. The record is from RefSeq and is a predicted model, not a curated record.
AGGUGCCUCCUGCUCUCAGCAUGGCGCUGCCCUGGGCCCUUGCAGUCUUGAGCCUCCUGCCACUGCUAGAGGCUCAGAGCCCGGCCUGUGCCAACCUCACGGCCAAGCCCAUCACCAACGCCACCCUGGACUGGCUCUCUGGCAGGUGGUUUUACAUCGGCUCAGUUUUUCUGGACCCCGCGUUCAAGCAGAUGGUUCAGAAGGUCCAGGCCUCCGAAUUCUCCUUCACCCCUAACCUGACCCAGGACACGAUUCUGUUCCAGCAGUACCUGAGCAUCGAGGACCACUGCGAAUACAACUCCAGUGUCCUGUGGGUCCAUCGAGAGAACGCCACCCUCUCCAGAUUCGACGGGGGCAAAAAGAUCGAUGCCCAGCUUCUCCUCCAGGACUUCAACAGCACCUACCUACUGGCCUUCUCGAUGGACGACGAGACCAAGAGGGGCCUGUCCUUCUACGCCGACAAGCCCGAGGCCACCCCUGAGCAGCUGGAACGGUUCCGUGAGGCGCUGGAGUGCAAGGGCAUGGACAAGUCGGAGAUCAUGUACACCGACUGGAAGAAGAACCAGUGUGAGCCGCUGCGGAGGCAGCACGAGCUGGAGAGGAAGAAGGAGCCAGAGGGCAGCCCCGGGCMGCCUGCUGGGGGUCACAGCUCAGAGCCCCCGGCACCGUGACCACCCCACACCAGCCUCCUCGGUCACAGUCCUCUGCCUCAGUAAAGUUUCUGCUUGGGACA